GCUUCGGCCAUGUCCGAGCGAGCGCCUUCCAGUUGGUACGAUCGGAAUUUCGAUCUAGUCUUGUACUACCUUAUUGCCCCGACACGCUUGAGCUCAACUUUCAUGCUUGGGAAGUUCUGACCGGAGAACGAUGCAGGAGCCGGCGAAGUUGACUCUGUCUUCCAGCCACAAGGGGAAGGCCAGAGAGGACGCGCAUUGGCAGCUCGGAUGGUGGGACUUCGCACAUGCGCUCGAAGGCACACGGAGACCGCUGGUGUGGUCGAGGUCCUCUAUGAUAUUCACCGCUCAUCCCGCAGAGCCUCUGGUGCUCGCGCGUCACUUCCCAUCCUCCAGACACUUUGUGUUACCUUCCGCGCCUCAGAUCAUGGCUUCACCCGGGAACUACGAACCUCCGACCAUUGUCUCAAUAUCCUCGAAUGAGGACUGGCUAUUCGCGCACUUUCCCGGCCGCGGCGGAGACGGGGCAGGCUGUCUCUGGCAUAAAGGCGCACAGCUCGAUAGCUGGCAAGUCCGCGAGUUCUGGAGCUUUGACCAGGGCGCCGGCCCUGUUACUGCAGAAUGGACGAGCACACAGCGCGAGUGGAUAGUCACAGAGAGCGGCAAGUCCACACGCUUGCCACCUCGCGGUCCCCUAGGUCCACUCCAGCACAGUGUACUUAUUCUGGUGACACAGGACCAUUGCAUUGCCGUCUGCUAUUUCCCGCCCUUCACCACAACCCUGAAAAUCAUGAAGGCGUCUCUGCUACAAACCGCUUAUACACAAGACACUCGGCCUAAGGAUGACUCCUUGCCCGUGUCUGUUGGCCCCAAUCUUUGUGUGGCUGCUUCCAUAUAUAUGGGCUACAACGAGACAACUCUGUUGGUCGCAACGCGCUCGCAGGUUCUCCCGCCGCAGCGCGUCCAUGAAUCAACAUAUACCGCUAUGAACCUCAACAUGCCCUUAGACAUCAACGACGUAGGGCCUUCUUACGAAGUCCCCUUGACGCCCGAGUGGGAUCUAUGGGGCGAAGACUCGAUGAUCAACGUCUGUGAAGUGAGGUUGAGCAUGAAGGUGACAUCGAGAGCCAUCCUGACGAGGCCUCUGUCACCUAUACCCUGUCCGAGCCAUCACUUGACGGACCUAACGUUCAUAUCUGUACCUCCUUCGAAAGGGCCGCCGAAGCCUUACUUGGCCGCGUCGUUUGUCAACUUCGGUGACUAUACUGGGGCGCCGAAAUCGGAGCUCCUCUUGGUCUCCUUCGCUAAACGGAAUCCUCCGUCGCAGCAUGCUCACAUUCCUGACUGGAUCCCCCAUCUCGACGCGCGGCAGACGUACGACGAUAGAGUGCUCGACUUUACAUUGCUGUCUCCUUCGCGAGAUUCGCUGCUCGUCGGUCUGAUGAACCUGAGCGGCCACGUCCCGCACAUGAAGCGAAAGAUCAAGGGAGGAACGAUCGGGACAAUGCACGUACUGAAGCUGCACGAUUUGUCCGUAGAUGAUAAUUGGGAUGUAGCUCCUAUCAUGUCGGAUAUGACGAGGGCGUGCCGAGCGAUCCCUGCGAACGUGGCGUAUUCGCCGAACCGAGCCCUCCUCUGCAGUGUCGCGGCCUCUACCUUCUCGGACUCCCACAUUUCCAUCCACGCACUCCCUCGCCGACGACCUGACCCGACUAGGCCGCUGACGAAUGCGCUGGUCGCCGAGUCACAUAAUCUUCUCGUCGCCGCCAUACGCUCGAGGAGCAGCUCCUCAGACGUGAUCCACGCAUUGGCCUCGCCAGCGGUCUACGUUCAAACCGUCGUUGAUACUCUUUGCGAGGUUCUCGGCUCUCUAACCAAGGAGUCGCCGAAUCUGCGCGACGUCUGGACGGCGGAAGUCCUUGGGGUCGCGGGCGAAGUCUUUCUGGCGAAAUCGCGUCGUGCGGAUGAAGCGGACAAAGAGAGCCUUCUCGCGCGGUGGAGGGCGAUACACGAUAUAUGCUCCCUGUCCGCGUGUUACAGCGCGUUUGCGAUGUGUUACGAAGAUCAAAUCUACGAUCUUGGCGAUAUAUGGCACCUCGUCUGCCUAUCCACUUGGUUCAUCGAGUUCGUCGAGGGCGUUCUGAGGGAAUGCGUUCUCGCAGGCGAUCUUAGUUCUUUCGCCACUAAUGGCGGUCGACCGAACUCUUCGCUGAGCGCGUCGGCUCUUGUGCAUCUCGUUCAUCCCUACAGCCUAGGGAGGAUCCGCAUGAUCUUGGGCCAUGUCAAGCGAUUUCGGGAUCGCGUCGCGUUGCUCACCGCGAAAGGCGAAAACGCGCAAAUCGCUCGAGACGUCCUGUUGGACGUCGUUGACUGCUCCGGGAUCGACUUGGAGCAGAUGGGCGGCGUCCUCGCUCAGGUGCAUCAAAGCCUUCAAGGCGUGCAUGAUAACGACUUCCAGCAAACCCUUCUCGGCGGUGUACCACAUCCGUCCCUGUCGGGCGCCCUGCGUGGGGCCGUAGAAAAGAUAGCAGGUUGCGGCGGGAUCAACAGGGCUCGUCUGUUCAUCAAGCCGGGCGAUCUCGUAGACGGGGUGGCUCGACUCUCCGUCGUAGAUCAACACCUCAAGGACAAGCAGCGGGACGUCGUGUCGAAAGGGCUGUUGCUUCGCCCGUCCAUGAGCACCAUUUGUGUAUCUUGCGAGGGCAGAUCUGAGACGAAUCUCAGUGAUCCCAAAGCGCAGAAUAGUUCUGCAAGUUGGCGGGCUUGGGAGAGGCAAUGGCUAUAUCGGUGUGUAUGUGGUGGUGCUUGGUGGAAAUUAUCUUACAAUGUAUGAUACUUCCUGUCGGUCAUGCCUUUAUGCCGAUGUUGUCUGAUC
Molecule: messenger RNA, 2812 nt
Organism: Rhodofomes roseus
Lineage: Eukaryota; Fungi; Basidiomycota; Agaricomycetes; Polyporales; Fomitopsidaceae
Exons: 13
Coding region: 131-2770 (879 amino acids)
Source: RefSeq, a predicted model, not a curated record